AUGUCUGCAGAAAAUCAUUAUCAAAUCGUGCUUGAAAAUUGGAGAAGACUUCAGCAUCUAUCCACUUCAGCCGACAAGAAUGCCGUGGUGGUGAGCGGAAAUCAAUUGACACUAGCGGAUGUGGUAGCCGUGGCUCGGUAUGGGACAGCGGCUUUCAUCGAUAAAUCCCCUGAACUGAGGGAAGGCGUGGAUAAGAGCGUCAACUUCCUGAGACAAUGUGUCGAGCAAGGCGAGAUCCUCUAUGGCAUAAACACUGGGUUUGGGGGUAGUGCCAACACCACGACGGACGAUACAAAGAAUCUUCAAAUUUCCUUGAUGCAAAUGCAGCAGUACGGAGUUUUAUCCAGUGCGGAGAACCGAUUCCCAGGUGCAGGACACUCAGCAGCAGCUACGGAGAUGCCUGAGUCAUGGGUGCGCGCGUCAAUGUUGGUCCGGUGCAACACCCUUGUGCAGGGCCAUUCCGGCGUCAGAUUUUGUAUCAUUGAAGCUCUGGCCGAUUUUAUCAACCGACAAUAUACUCCACUUGUUCCUUUGCGAGGAAGUAUUUCUGCCUCUGGUGAUUUAAGUCCCCUUUCCUACAUCGCCGGUGUCUUGGAAGGCAAUGCCAAGCUCCUGCUACGGGCACCAAUGAGUGCGGAAACUUCUCGCCAGGAAACGAAGCGCCGAGAGCUUGUUUCUGCAGAUAAGCUUUUAGCCCAGAUCGGAAUGCAGCCUAUAUCUCUUGGCCCAAAAGAAGGUUUAGCAUUGAUCAACGGCACGGCAGUCUCUUCAGCUGUUGCAGCAAUUGGCCUUCACGAAACGCAUCAUCUGGCGGUUCUGUCCCAGGUUCUGACGGCGAUGGCAGUGGAAGUCAUGUCUGGUAACCCCGAAAGUUUUGAUCCCUUCAUUGCUCAGGUUCGCCCUCACCCUGGGCAGAUUGAGUCUGCCGCGAACAUUGCCAAAUUCCUACAAGGGUCAAGACUCACGCAGGUUGUACAUGGGCAUCAAAAGAUGGGGGUGGGAGCUGCUCCUGCGCUGCGCCAAGACCGCUACCAGCUCCGCACAGCCUCGCAGUGGAUGGGCCCAAUACUCGAAGAUCUCACCCUGGCUCAUAAGCAAGUGACCGUUGAGCUCAAUUCAACUACCGAUAACCCUCUGAUCGAUAGUGAAGGGCGCCGAACACUUCACGGAGGAAACUUCCAGGCUCUUUCCGUCACUCUUGCCAUGGACAAAGCCCGCUCCGCACUACAGCUUAUGGGCAAAAUGCUGUUUGCACAAUGCACUGAAAUCAUCAAUGCCGACCUGAACAACGGUCUCCCACCGAAUUUGUGCUUUGAUGAGCCCAGUCUGUCCUACACUCUCAAGGGAGUCGAUAUCGGCAUGGCUGCCUAUACCUCCGAGCUGGGCUUCCUCGCUCACUCAGUUGGACCAAACGUGCAAUCUGCUGAGAUGUCUAACCAGGCCAUCAAUUCGUUGGCCCUUAUAUCUGCGCGGUACACACAGACGGCAAUCGAUGUCUUUUCCACCCUUGCCGCGUCAUAUAUCUAUGUGCUCUGCCAAGGACUAGAUCUGAGAGUGCUCCAAAUGGAUUUUCUCGAGAAUCUCCAGCCUGCCGUAGAAUUAAUUACCACCCGCACAUACAGCCCUUUCUUGACAGGUCCUUCUGCCUGCAAGGACCUCAACUCGCUCUUGUGGACACAUCUUACAGGCGCUCUCAAAACAUCGGCAGCAACCACAAAAGACUCACAACAACGAUUUACUAUGGUUGCCCAAUCAGCUCAGUCUGUGGUGGUUACCUUCUUUGCCUCUCAUCCCGAGUCAACAACUGGAUAUAGCCCUCAAAUGACUACUAUUCACGCCUGGGCCAAAGAUCUGGCGACCGUCAUUUCCGACACAUUCAAGGCCAGUCAACUCCUCCUGGUCAGUCCACAGUGCCCAACAUCCACGUACCUCGGGUCGGCGGCACGCAUCAUGUAUGAUUAUGUGCGCCACACUCUGAAGGUCCCACUGAACCGUGGUCUUGUCGACCAUCCUACUUUCCAACACACGAAACGGUCAACAAACAUUGAAUCAGACGCACAGAACUCGUCAAAUGAAGAUAAGCAGAUCAUCGGCACCUAUAUUACUAGAAUUUAUGAAGCUUUGCGCUCUGAGGCUUUGAUUGUUCCACUCAUGGAGUGCCUGGAACAGGGCAAACAGAAUGGGCAUCGCGAUACCAUUGCAGUGGUUGCACCAGCUAGAGAGAACCGAAAGAGUUUCUCCAAAUCAUCUAGACCUCAGGUUGUGCAUUAG
Molecule: messenger RNA, 2271 nt
Organism: Penicillium longicatenatum
Lineage: Eukaryota; Fungi; Ascomycota; Eurotiomycetes; Eurotiales; Aspergillaceae
Product: L-Aspartase-like protein
Exons: 2
Coding region: 1-2271 (756 amino acids)
Biological process (GO): L-phenylalanine catabolic process
Cellular component (GO): cytoplasm
Molecular function (GO): ammonia-lyase activity
Source: RefSeq, a predicted model, not a curated record